Messenger RNA from Aureobasidium vineae, 2022 nucleotides. NCBI's taxonomy places the organism in Eukaryota, Fungi, Ascomycota, Dothideomycetes, Dothideales, Saccotheciaceae. The record is from the annotation of a GenBank genome assembly.
AUGCCAUUCUACGCUCCAGAAUGGGUGCCCAAGCUCCCGUUUGACGUACCAGACUCCAUCUCAGUAGACAGAUUUAUCCUGGAUGAAAACUUCGAACGCCACCCUCUAGGGUACUCCCGGCCACCAUUUACCUGCGGGCUCACGGGCAAAGAGUAUAGUGCCUUGGAAGUAAAAGAGCGGGUCGACUUCCUGGCCAGAGGAUUGAGUCAAGAGCUGGGCUUCCUCCCCAAUCAAGGAUCGGAAUGGGACAAGGUCAUCGGGCUAUUUAGCAUCAACACCGUAAGCACCCAUUGUAUACGGCUCGCAUUUGAUGCCAGGCAAUUGACUCUAUACAGNAUUGACACAUUGACUCUUGCGUGGGCGACUCACCGCAUCGGUGGCAUCCAAACACCAGCCAAUGCCGCGUAUACGGUCCAAGAACUAGAGCACCAGCUUCGUGAUUCUGGUGCCAAAUGUCUCUUCACUUGUGUGCCGUUGCUGGACCUGGCAUUGCAAGCAGCAAAGACUGUAGGGAUUCCCGAAAGCCGAAUCUACUUGCUCGAAGUACCCGAAUCUGUUGCUGGUAAGAAAAGAGAUGGAUACAAAACCCUUGACCAACUCAUUGAUGAGGGCCGAAAAUUGCCAAAGCUUGAGGAAUUGCAUUGGGCCAAAGGCGACGGCGCGAAGAAGACAUCGUUCCUGUGCUACUCUUCCGGUACCUCUGGUCUGCCAGUAUGUGCUUCCUUGGUUGUGGUCAGGGAGUCGAAUGCUGACUGGAGAUCCAGNAAAGGAGUUAUGAUCAGUCACAAGAACGUCAUUGCAAAUGUCCUUCAGAUGCGAACCUUUGAGGAUCCAUGGAGAAAGACGCUUAUAGAGCCUGGCAACCAAUCCGAUUAUACUGAGAAUGUCCUUGGGCUGGUGAGUUAUGCUGACAAUGACCUUUGCGGGAUGAAUACUGACCGGCGCAGNUUACCGCUCAACCACAUAUAUGCUCUGAUAGUCAUCGCACAUCUAGGAGCGUAUCGGGGCGAUGGUGUCAUCAUACUACCCAAGUUUGAGUUCAAGAGUUUCCUUGAGACGAUACAGACAUACAAGAUCGCUUGUUUGUACCUUGUGCCGCCCAUCAUUAUCACGAUGACCAAGUCGCGAGACAUAGUGAAGCAAUAUGAUCUCUCUUCGGUCAAGAGCAUCUUUACUGGAGCAGCACCACUAGGAGAGGAGACAGCAGAGGACUUGCAGUCUAUGUUCCCGAAAUGGGCUAUCCGACAAGGCUAUGGAAGUAAGUCUUGUGUCCCCAUUAAAUUGGAGAAAGAGAUACUGACCAUCGUAUANGUGACUGAGAGUGCAACGGUGGUAUGCUCAACAAUUCCGAGUGAUGUGUAUUUCGGAUCUUCCGGAAGCCUGCUGCCAGGUAUCGAAGCGCGUAUCGUCACGCCUGAAGGUGAGGAAGUGACAAAGUUCGACACACCAGGCGAGUUGUGGGUCAAAGGACCAGCAAUCACCCUCGGCUAUCUCAACAAUCAGAAGGCUACCGAUGAGACAUUCGUAGAUGGGUACCUGAGGACUGGAGACGAGGCUGUCGUUAGAAAGCAUCCAAAGUCCGGCCAUGAGCACAUCUUCAUUGUGGACAGAUUGAAGGAGCUUAUCAAGGUCAAAGUGAGUGUUGUUUGGUCGCGCGAUGCUCAACAGGUACUGACCUUAUCNCAGGGGCUACAAGUGGCUCCCGCGGAGCUCGAGGCUCAUCUUUUGACACAUCCUUCAGUCAAUGAUUGCGUCGUUAUUGGUGUGCCGUCAGACCGUGAGGGAGAGGUGCCCAAGGCAUUCGUCGUCAAAUCUCCUUCUGUCGGACUUGAAGAUUCCGACAGGAUGGUUGCUCGGGACAUCGCUCGCUAUGUAGAGCAACACAAGGCAAAGCACAAGUGGCUAAAAGGUGGAAUCGAGUUCAUCGACACUGUCCCGAAAUCACCGUCAGGCAAGAUUCUGCGUCGACUUCUAAGAGACAAGGAGAAGGAGAAGAGAAGAAGUCAGGGAGCGAAGCUAUAA